AAAGAACAGAAGUUCAAAAAUACACAUUGCCCACUCACAUCUAUGUCUGUUAAUCUAAUCAAAAAUUUCGUAGUGCAACAAAAAAAAAAAUCAGUCUCAUAUUUACAGCCUCAGUAUUAGCAUAGACAUGAAAUCGUUUAGACGACCAAGUGAUCUUGAAUUCCCAAUAAUUUAUCAUAAAUUCAAGGCAAAGGACCUAGACAGUGAUGAGAUUAUUGAUUAUCAAAUUCAAGAUUUACUUGAAGAAGACUAUGAGAAGGCAGUGGAGCUGAUGACAACUGAUUAUUCACCAGAAGAAAGUUUCAGUCGAUGCAGAGGAAUUCCUGACGAUCCAGACGCAAUGGCAGAAGUGCAAAAAAUUUGGCAUUUAUGCCUGCAAACUAAAAUAUCUGUUGGAUGCUAUAAAAGUGAUGGAAGUGGGGAACUGAUUGGAACCAAUAUUCUGCUUGUCUAUGACAAAAAUGACGAGCCAGUGGAUGUAAACAUGAUCAAAACUCAGCAUUUCCGCGAUCUUUUAACGCUGCUCAAAUUUAUUGAAGGCAAUUAUGAUGUCUACGAAAAAUAUGGCACAGAUAAAUAUUUAUCAGAUUUCGGACUAGUCACAAAGAAAAGCUACCGACAUCGUGGAAUCGGAACCGAAUUCUUGAAAGCUCGAAUUCCAAUCCUUAAAGCUUUAAAGGUUGACGUUACUUCAACAGUAUUCACAGUCAUCGGAUCCCAAAAAGCAGCAGUUAAGGCAAAUUAUGAGGAAGUUGUCGCUGUAAAAUGGACAGACAUAGCAGCUGACUUUCCACAAUUUGAUUUUACGAAAGCUGAUAGCGAAUAUUGCAAAAUACUUGAUAUGAAUUCAUUUCAAGCAUCAAACGAGUUCACACACAAAAUGACAACGUUCACGCGACCAAAUGCUCUUCCAUUUCCAACAAUUUAUCAUAAAUUUCAAGCAAAAGAUAAAGACAGCGAUGAACUUGUUGAGUACAGAGUUCAAGAUUUGUUGGAAGAAGAUUACGAAAAUGGAAUUGACAUGAUGAUUUCAGAGUACUGUCCAGAAGAAAGUUUUAAUAAAUGCCGUGGUGUUGCCAAUAAUGUGGAGGCAGUCAAAGAGAAAAGGAAUAUUUGGCGUAAGCAUAUCAAUAAGAGACUAUCUGUUGGAUGUUACAAAAGUGAUGAGCUUGUCGGUGUUUGCAUUUUCAGUGUUCAUGUAAAAAAUGCAAGUGAAAGUCCGUUUAUGUUCAAAACUGCCCACAAUCGCGAUGUCUCAUCCAUCGUAGACUACAUCAAAGACCAAUAUGACGUAUACUCUAACUUUGAUACAGACAAAUACUUAACAGACUAUGGCAUGAUGACUAAAAAGACAUAUCGUCAUAGAGGAAUUGCCGUAGAACUUCUUAAAACUCGAACAGAAAUUCUUAAAUCUUUGGAUGUUGACGUUACAUCGACAAUUUUUACAGUCAUUGGAUCUCAAAAAGCUGCAGUUAAGGCAAAUUAUGAAGAAGUUUAUGCUGUCAAAUGGACUGACAUAGCUCAACAUUUUCCAGAUUUUGAUUUUUCGAAGGCUGAUUGUGAAUAUUGUAAAAUUUUUAUAAUGAAAGUUGGUAAGAAAUAAAUAAUUUGAAGAGCG
This is a messenger RNA of Chironomus riparius, 1618 nucleotides long. Lineage: Eukaryota; Metazoa; Arthropoda; Insecta; Diptera; Chironomidae. The record is from the annotation of a GenBank genome assembly.